AUGCCGGUACCGUCAAUGCCGACCUACCACUUUGGCACCAUGCCUGGCAAGGGAUCCCUGACUUUGCGAAGUACCAUAUAUCGAGCCGACCGCUCUCAUACCCUUCAAACUAGGACCCUGUGGUGGUGGAGUCGACAUUGGAGCGAGGCCUCUCCGGACGAGAACCUCGAAGAACGGCUACGAAGACAUGAAAAGAUCAUCAGAGCCAGAUACUCAAAAUCAUUAAGGAGAAAGGCUCUUUGGGAGAGAGAGGACAGUCCCCUUGCGCCCUGGCGUCCGUCGGGCCGAUACUUGCGGACUCGGUACUGUGAUUACAAGCCAUCCUCCUCGGAAGUAGACCCCAAAGAGGAAGCAACUCAGAAUGAACGUGCUAGAGACGGUGGGCUCCGCAACUCCGUGCUGCACGAUUUGAAUUCGUUCAAAGCAGCCGUCGACCGUGCCAUUGCAGAAGAUCCCUAUGGCGCCCUCUUCGGUAAACGCUAUGGAAACCGGCCUGCAAGCGAUGAUCACCAGCGGUCUUGGACUUCCUUCUGGGCGUCCGGUUCUGAUGCUCACCGAGCACAAGAAGCUCCAAGUCCUACCAAACCAGAGCCGGCGCAGGACAGCCACACGUCGAGCACUAAUGUCCAUGCUAGGCAGGACUCUAACAAGGUAUCAGGUCCAUCCAAGGACAUUCAGCACUAUGAGUUCGACCCAAUCUCGAUGAGAAAGGUACCCGUCAAAAAGCCGGACAUCACGAAGUCCAGAGCCGUAGAUGAAACGAAGAAGCCAUUCCUAGAAACUUUGUUCUCGGAACACGGCGUUGAUAUUCCGAUCAAGACAUAUAAGCCGCACAAGGUAUACGGAUAUGGCGCACCAGAGAAAAACGUCGAAACAACCGAGGCGAAGGCGACGUCAACAACCGCUGAUAGAGGCUUCAACAGCUCGACAAGACGAGAUCUUCUUGAUCGUAUGGCUCGAGUCAAGGGCAACAACAUCGAUACCACAGCUCAAUUCACUGAGACAGCUUCGAAGCAGACAGCAGAUGUAGACGGCCAGAAUGACGUUUUUACGAAGAAAUUCCGUGAAUUCCCAGAGUUCGAUGACACUAUUCCACUGUUCUCAGGCACUACAUACGAAGCCCGAAGCAAAGACAGCAAAAUGACAGAGUCUGGAAAACAAGACUGGCUUGUGAAGGAAGGCUUCCGGUCCCACAAUGAUGAUGCUGACUCCACGCAAUCCAAGAACGGCCGCUCCGUCGAAACGUCCGCCGAUAGGCUCCAGCCUGCGCUUGAUCGAAUACAGGCGAAACCUAGCAAUGAGUCGGCAGAUGCGCUGUUCAGACUAGAAACUUCCCUCGACCGCCGCAGCAACACCAAGCACUCGGCAGCAGAGAGUGAACGGGAGCCACAAGAAGCAAAGGUCUUCGCAGCGCCUAUUUCCGCAACCGAGGAGGACAUCGAUCUCCUAAGGGCGAGCGACGUACGCGCAGCCACAAGAUCUGCGAGACGCACGAAGCAGGAGAAAGAUAGUGCAAAGAAGGAUGCCAGAGAGAGGCUUGAAGCAGACUUUGUGGCACGACAGGAAGAGAAAACUGAACCCACGAUGGCAAGUACCCCAUCAACCACAGACAAAUUGGCUCAAGGUCUCAACACUGUGUGGGAUCACGUUCGUGAAUAUCCCAACGGUAUAGUUGCGAAGACGAUGAAGUCUAUGGAAGCGUUCAACAGCAAUUACAAGAAGUAUCUGCGACCCGAUAAAGGCUUGACUGAGAAGCUUGUCUUCAAGGAUCCGUCAUUGAGCAAAGUGGCUUCCAUCUACAAAGAUAAAGUGGCGAUACCAAGGACUAAACCAUUCACGCCUUCACCAGAGGUUUUCAGAGCCGAGGAACAACGGGAGCUCAGACUGGCAGCGUUGAAAGAAGCAAAUCAUAAAGUGCGGCAGGAAUCUGAGCAGACGAACGCUCAACUAUCACGACUCUCCCAAGAGAUCAAAACGGUGUACGAGAGCGAGUAUGGACCAAUCGACAUUAAUCACCGCCAACCAGCCAAGGCCAUUGACGGUCUUGAAAGCACGUUGUCCUCCUCGACUCCGGCCAAUGCUCCUAGCAACAAGCCCCAUCCUCUGCUCAGUGCCAGCGUCAAACCUGGUGUCAUAACGAACCAUGCAAUCAACAAGCACGUCCGUGAGUUUGAGCCCACGUUUGCAGAGCUCGUGGACAAAGCCAAGCAGAUACGUAAGGCAGUCUCAGAAUCUCAGUCCGAAAUGGAGGCAUUUCGCAGUCGUUAUCAGGCAUCAUCGACGAGCUUGGGAGCGGUACUUGACGGGACCAAGGAGGUCAGAAGAGAGCUUCACGAAGUAAAGCAAGCAAUUCGAGCCAUAGAAACAGGAAGACCAGAGACAGUGUGGAACGCUCCGAUCGCGGCUUGUUCGAACUUUGGCAGGAAAAGAAUUGACCUGAGAGCAGAUGAAGCUUCAGUGACCCCAGCUGGCACUGCGGGAGCCUCUGACAAGAGCGCACUCACUGGAACGGCUGAAAAGGACGGCUCUACCCGGGAGUCCAUCAGACAAGAAGCAGAGAAGUCGGUACCAGAACCGGUAUUCACACCUGACGGAUCACCAGAAUGGAACGAUGAACAGCCUCCCUCUAUCGAAAGCUUGAGAAGGAAGAAGUUUGAUUCCGCGUACGUUAUCUUGGCUUACGAUGCCGCGGCAGGGAAAGUCGAGAUCUCACCAAUGAAUGAGCCUGCCAAACAGGCGAGCAAGUCUGCCGAUGCCGUAGGGAUCUUAUCAAGGCUCAACCACGCACCAGAGUUUCUCAAACACUUCGAAACGCUCAGGAGGGCGGGAUACUCGCUUUUCAAUGGCAGCGAAGACAUGCUCAUCUUUAAGAAGAAGCAGCCAGAGACUUUGCCUGGCUUGAGAUCUGCUGCCGCUGCCGCCAACACGGCCACCACCAUAUCUCCUGCAACUUCGCAGGCCAAUGUCGACGUUACUCAUAAACCACAGGACAAAGAAGCAGCUGCAGUAACGAACCAGAUUCCUACAAAGGUCGAAACAGUCCAGGAACCAGCAGCAGCUACCGCACCACCGUCUCGGCUGACUACGACCAAUGAUAAUCCGUUGAAAGUGAGAAGACAGGAAAGUGUGUUCUCUGGCACGCUCCGCCCCAGUGCAGCAUCAUCAUCUAGCAGUGAGUACGAAGGUUCUUCGGAUGCGCGGAGCGAGGCAAAUGGUUCCGCUGGAACGGACAACAAUCUCUGGCAGAAGAUCACUCGCGGACUUAGACGCACUGUCCUUACAAUUGCAGCACUUGGUGGUGGUGCGUAUGCGAUCGGUUUUAUUGCUGAGGGAAUGGGUGCCCAGACGCAAAAGCAGAAUGGAAUUGAUGAUGCCAAAGUUCAAGGGCCAGGAAAGAGGAUAGUUAUGACUGGUCAACGACCCGGAAUCUUCAGUACGGAGAGCUCGAGAUGA
Molecule: messenger RNA, 3453 nt
Organism: Exophiala viscosa
Lineage: Eukaryota; Fungi; Ascomycota; Eurotiomycetes; Chaetothyriales; Herpotrichiellaceae
Exons: 4
Coding region: 1-3453 (1150 amino acids)
Source: RefSeq, a predicted model, not a curated record